UUGGAACAUUGUAAAAGCCGGAUUUAUCACUAAGCAGACAAUUAAACAUAGUUUUACCGGCUGAACAGCUUCUUUUUUUAUUGGCCUACCAUCACAUUCGGAAAUUCUCUUUAAUAUUCUUCCAUUUUUAAUUUUAAAGCCUCCAACAAAGACACUCUCUUUUUAUCUUUUCUCUACAGUUUGUGCUUUUCUCUGUGCGCUUCUUUUUGGUUGAAGUGAUUCAUGACUUUUGUCAGCUCUGGAGUCUUUACUAAUCAAAGGAUCAUCAAAAUAUCAAAAUCCAUAGGAAGGAAUUAUCAUGUUUUGGCUGUUCAGUUACUGAUCAUCUUUUGAUUAGUGAGCCUGUAGAAUUUGUGUGCUGCAAGAUGUUCACAUGGCCUGAAUACCUCAAGAGACCAAAGCAUGGCUCAUAAAGGUGAUCUAGUUGCCAUUGGCAUCUCUGUUGGCUUGGCCCUUGGUAUCUUGAUAGCUGCACUGGUAUUUUUUGGAAUAAGGUGGUAUAAAAGGCGUGUAAACCUCAGACGAUGUUCCAAUGAGCGUAGUGUUACAGUUCUUCCUAUAAGAACAAAUGGCUUUGGUACAAGCACUGACUUCAGUGCAUCUCUUUCAAAUUCUAUAGCUGUUCAGAUAACAGAAUAUCAUCAGAAACGUUCUUCAAAUUCUUGGUGGAGUUUUCAUAGUAAAAAUCGCUUUGUUUCUACUUCAGGCUUGCCGAAGUAUUCCUAUAAGGAAGUCCAGAAAGCUACACAAAAUUUUACAACUAUUUUAGGAGAAGGAUCAUUUGGUCCAGUCUAUAAAGCUACAAUGCCUACUGGUGGAUUAGUAGCUGUAAAGGUGCUAGCUUCCAAUUCUCAUCAGGGAGAGAAAGAGUUCCACACAGAGGUAAGCUGCAAUAACCAUGUUUGUCUACUAGGGAGGCUGCAUCAUCGAAAUCUUGUGAACUUGGUAGGAUAUUGCGUGGAUAAAGGGAAGCACAUGUUAGUUUAUGAGUUCAUGAGCAACGGAAGCUUAGCAAACAUUCUAUAUGGUGAAGGGGAGCAGGGUUUGAGUUGGCAAGAAAGACUUGAAAUUGCUCUUGAUAUUUCACAUGGCAUAGAAUAUCUUCAUGAAGGGGCAGUCCCUCCUGUAAUACACCGUGAUUUAAAGUCUGCUAAUAUACUAUUGGACCAGUCAAUGAGAGCCAAGGUUGCUGAUUUUGGGCUGUCUAAGGAAGAGGUUUUUGAUGGCCGAAAGUGUGGCAUUAAAGGUACAUAUGGCUACAUAGACCCAGUGUACAUAUCCACAAACAAGUUCACAAUGAAGAGUGACAUAUACAGUUUCGGUGUCAUUAUCUUUGAACUAAUUACAGCCAUCCACCCUCACCAAAACCUAAUGGAAUAUGUUAAUCUUGCUGCUAUGAGUCCUGAUGGUGUCGACGAAAUACUUGAUAAGCAACUGGUUGGAGAGUGCAACAUUGAGGAAGUGAGGGAGCUAGCCAAAAUUGCCCAUAAAUGCUUGCACAAAUUACCAAGAAAGCGUCCCUCAAUUGGUGAAGUAACACAGGCCAUACUGAAGAUAAAGCAGAGGCGCCUCGCUAAAGAAGACACAAUGUCCAUGGCUGAAGGAGAUUUUUCAAGAAUUAUGAGCCGGAUACAAGAUCAGCAUAUAGAGCUGACCAAGUUGGCCAGCUUGAAGGAGAUUAAUUGAACAACCACCACUUCCCUUUUACCUGUUUUGUCUUCUUUUUUCCUUUUUUUUCCCCACAAUGAAGCCUCUGGCAAGUGAUACUGGUGAUAGCAUACAAUUGAGCAAAAAAAGUACAGAGAAAUGCAUACAAAAUGAGUGCUUUAAGAUUACUAACCCCUCAUGUUUUAGUAUACUGGUUAUGAAAAAAUAUUUCUCCUCA
Molecule: messenger RNA, 1885 nt
Organism: Durio zibethinus
Lineage: Eukaryota; Viridiplantae; Streptophyta; Magnoliopsida; Malvales; Malvaceae
Product: calcium/calmodulin-regulated receptor-like kinase 2
Biological process (GO): protein phosphorylation
Molecular function (GO): ATP binding; protein kinase activity
Source: RefSeq, a predicted model, not a curated record